Molecule: messenger RNA, 1560 nt
Organism: Maudiozyma barnettii
Lineage: Eukaryota; Fungi; Ascomycota; Saccharomycetes; Saccharomycetales; Saccharomycetaceae
Gene: VPS36
Product: ESCRT-II subunit protein VPS36
Exons: 1
Coding region: 1-1560 (519 amino acids)
Biological process (GO): protein transport to vacuole involved in ubiquitin-dependent protein catabolic process via the multivesicular body sorting pathway
Cellular component (GO): ESCRT II complex; late endosome membrane
Molecular function (GO): phosphatidylinositol-3-phosphate binding; ubiquitin binding
Source: RefSeq, a predicted model, not a curated record
AUGGAAUGCUGGCAUCAUCUAGAAAUCACUGCAUCAGGGAGACCAAUUCUAAGAGAGAAUGAGAAGGAUAUAUUUAUAGAUUAUUCCGUUGGGUUAUACGAUGGAAAACAUAGAGUCACUGAUAAACAGAAUGGUAGAGUGUUUUUAACGUCGCAAAGAGUAAUAUACGUCGGCGAUCAACAACCUGUUGAUAAUUCAGUAUUUCUAGAACUAGAUAAUAUUAAAUCAAUUGAUUAUUCUUCAAGUUUCUUAAAGAGAUCUGCACGAAUUAUUAUAUUCUUAAAGGAAUCUUCCACCUUGAUCGUUGAUUCUGAUCAAAAAGAAAAUACAGAUAAGGAUAUUAAAUCUUCAUGGAAAUGUCCCAUUUGUGCAUAUGUUAAUGAAACGAAGGGGGAAAUCACAGAGGGCACACAUAAUAGUUUGAUUUGUACGAACUGUGGUAUACCUGCUGAGUUCACCAAUAUAGUAGACUCUUUGGCAAUUAGGAGUGUCAAAAAGGAAUCCAAAUCAAAUGAAUGCCCCUCGUGCACUUUUAUAAAUCAUCCUAGGUUGACUAAUUGUGAACUUUGCGGUACUAGAUUGGUUCAUUCACAGGUAAACCUGGCAAAAUUGAAACAACGCAACCACCGACAACAUCGUGUCAGUGGUGUAUCUAAGAAUGAAUACGUACAAUUGAGUUUUAGGAAAUCUGAUGGGACUUUAUUUGCUCAAUCUUUAGAGGCUAUGUUGGAUAAAUUAAGGAAAAGCGAUAUAUUCAAUAAAGAUGCUGUUUGUGUUAAUGGUGUUGCAGUGAAUGAUGAUGAAAUCAAGAAAUUCCAAGAAAGUUUUAAUUCCAAUGAUAACCUUGAAAUACUUAAAGAUAAGUUUAAUUCUGUAGGGAUAAGCGGGUUAGAACGUUCAAGAGAGAAUCAAUUAGCAAAUAAUGAUAUUUUAUUUAAUAGUGCAUUAUCUGAUAUGAAUAAAUUAAUCUCUCUUGCACAUAAUAUUGAAAGACUCUACAAGGGUAGUAAUAUCGAAGACACAUCAUCUACGAAUACACAACAUCCUUCAUUGAUAAUCGACAGAGAUAAAUUUUUGAAUAAAGAUUUGUUUUUGGAUGAAAUAUCUAGAGAUAUCUAUGAGUACGCAAUUGCUGAAUCAAGAGACAACGAAACCAAUAAUAUAAUGAUCACUUUGGUGGAUCUAUACGCAAUGUAUAACAAAGCGAUGAGAAUAGGAACAGGAUUUAUUUCCCCAGAAGAAAUGAGAGAAGCUUGUGAAAGGUUCGAAAAAUUAGGCUUGCAAGACUUAAAAUUAAUGAAGAUUAACAGCAGAAUUCUUUGUGUCUGUAGUCAAAACUCUCUCAAUUAUGUAGCGGCACAGAUUGUAAAUCUUGUUACACAAGAACCGGGAUCAGACAUUUUGAAGAUAAAUCAACGUCUGACCUCAAAUAAUGAUGGAAAAUCUAAUUGGACUACUGGUGUACUGACAGAAAUUCUUCAAUAUUCUGUCAAUGAUGGUUCCUUGGUUAUUGAUGAACAAUUGACUGGUAUAUAUUACUAUAAAAAUAAAUACUGGUAA